AAAGCUGUUCCAGAUUGUUCCCUAAUCGUAUCCACGUAGUACCUAACCUCAAUAUUUCGAAAUGGCCGGUAACGAAAUACCGACGAAAAGUGAGGACAAAAAGCCGAUUUUUCGAAAUCUUGCGGCAGAAGAUUCAGAAUCUGAAAUCAAUGAGAUCGAAAGUUUAUGUAUGAAUUGUGGACAAAACGGUAUCACGAGACUUUUAUUAACUAAAAUACCACAUUAUAAAGAUGUCAUUAUUAUGUCUUUCGACUGCGAAUUUUGUGGAUAUCAGAAUAAUGAGCUGCAGAAUGGAGGAAAAGUUGCCGAUAAAGGUGUUAGAAUAACAUUGAACGUUUCCGUACCUAGGGACUUGAACAGACAAGUGGUUAAAUCGGACUAUACUAUGGUUCGGAUUCCACAUUUAGAUUUUGAAAUUCCUGCUCUUUCCCAAAAAGGAGAAGUAACAACGAUAGAAGGAAUCAUCGACAAAAGUAUCGCCGGAUUGGAACAGGACCAACCUGUACGCAGAAAAGAAAAUGAAGCAUCAGCAGUUCAAAUAGACUUAUUUCUGUCAAAAUUACGUUCUCUGAAACUUUUAAAAGAACCAUUUGUGAUCAUUUUUGAAGACAUCUCAGGAAAUUGUCAUGUUGAAAAUCCUGAAACACCACUUAAAGAUAAAUCAUGUGAAGUUAAACACUUUAAACGAACAAAAGAUCAAGAUCGUUCAUUGGGAAUCUAUUAUGAGAAUGAAGAUGCGUUACUGAAACCAGUUGCCGAUGAAGAUUUCACCCUUGAACAAUUGCAAGGAGAAGUUUUAACGUUUCCUACAAAUUGCCCUGCUUGUAACAGUCCAUGUGAAACUAAUAUGAAAAUGACGAAUAUUCCACAUUUCAAGGAAGUUGUAAUCAUGGCUACAAAUUGUGAUAUUUGUGGGAACAGAACAAACGAAGUUAAGAGCGGUGGAGGAAUUGAACCACAAGGAAUCAAGAUGGAAAUAACUAUUACAGGAAAAGAAGACUUCGGUCGAGAUCUACUAAAAUCAGAAACUUGCAAUAUGGAAAUACCUGAACUUGAGAUGGAAGUAGGUUCUUCUACAUUAGGUGGUCGAUUCACUACAGUUGAAGGCAUUAUUGUUGCUAUAAAGGAACAGCUGACCUCCUCGACGACUCUUAGUGGUGACAGUUGUGAUCCAAAUAUUGCUAAAAGGAUGGAUGACUUUAUUGCGGAACUAGAGGAAAUUCUUAAGGGAAACAAAAAGGUUACACUGGUACUUGACGAUCCGGCAGGCAAUAGUUUCAUUCAAAGUUUAUCCGAGGAUGGACCAGAUGAGAGACUAAAAAUCACAAAGUAUGAGAGAAGCUUCAGUCAAAAUGACGAAUUAGGACUGAAUGACAUGAAAGUGGAGAAUUAUGAAAACUAAAAUGUUUCAAUAUGUACCUGAGGGUUACAAGUUUGAAGAAAAGUGAGAACAAUCUCGAUACAUCAUCAUAAAAUUAAAAUGGUACAAGCAUCCAUUUUCAUCAUAUCUAUUUUAAAUACUGAAGUUUACUCAACUAUUGAAAGUCAAUAUGUAAAGCAUAGAUUUAUAAAUCAAUAGAAAAGUGAUAUUUAGUCUUAGCAGUGUGCCGGAAUUGGAAUGGAAUUUUAUAUUCAUUAAAUUUAAUUCAGUCAUCUGUAGCAUGCCUGGGAAAAUAAUAUUACAAAUAUUAUUUGUUGAUUAAGUACAUUUUUGUAGCAAGUGCUGUUUCUAUAAAAAUAACUAACACAA
Orussus abietinus is the source of this 1750-nucleotide messenger RNA. It is a transcript of the gene Zpr1, whose product is annotated as zinc finger protein ZPR1. The transcript is spliced from 4 exons. Gene Ontology annotation, cellular component: nucleus; cytoplasm. Lineage: Eukaryota; Metazoa; Arthropoda; Insecta; Hymenoptera; Orussidae. Gene Ontology annotation, molecular function: zinc ion binding. The record is from RefSeq and is a predicted model, not a curated record. Bases 62 to 1402 code for a protein of 446 amino acids.